Messenger RNA from Marmota flaviventris (yellow-bellied marmot), 1194 nucleotides. It is a transcript of the gene Mrpl24, whose product is annotated as mitochondrial ribosomal protein L24. The record is from RefSeq and is a predicted model, not a curated record. Gene Ontology annotation, cellular component: ribosome. Lineage: Eukaryota; Metazoa; Chordata; Mammalia; Rodentia; Sciuridae. Gene Ontology annotation, biological process: translation. Gene Ontology annotation, molecular function: RNA binding; structural constituent of ribosome.
GGUUUCUUGCCACUGAAAGCUCGGAACGGGUGGGUGCUGAAGAGGGCUGGGGCCUGAUGAUUUCUAGGGUCCGGGUCCGCACCGUGGAUGAGGCUGGGGGGCGGGAGAGCCGUGACCUGAGAGGCGACCAAACGGUCAGCCCCACGAGCGUGCACUGGGCAUCCAGAGCACGCAGUGGACGCUCCGCUGCGGAAGGUGCACCAGCCUCUCCAGACUGUGGAAGGAACCGAAGGGAAAGUUCUGAGGGGCGUGCUAGCCGCUCUGGGCUGGGCUGGCUCCUGGCAUCUCCCGGAGCCGCAGAACUAGAAUGACUGACUGGGCUUCAUCCAUAAGUUGCACGUUUCCAGCUCUGCGAAUAUUUCAACAAAAUUGACACAGGUGUAUUAAAAUAGAGCUAACAAGCAGAGUUUCUGAGUCUUCACUGGCGAGGAGAAUUCUCAAAGCUCCUAGCUAUGCGUCUCUCUGUAUUGCUGGCCUUGGCAUCCAAGGUCACUCUGCCCCCUCACUACCGCUAUGGGAUGAGCCGCCCAGGUUCCCUGGCAGACAAGAGGAAGAACCCCCCAGGGACCAGGCGGCGCCCCGUGGUUGUGGAACCCAUCUCUGAUGAAGACUGGCAUCUGUUCUGUGGGGACAUGGUGCAGAUCCUGGAAGGCAAGGAUGCGGGGAAGCAGGGCAAGGUGGUUCAAGUCAUCCGGCAGCGGAAUUGGGUAGUCCUGGAGGGGCUGAACACGCAUUUCCGCUACAUUGGCAGGACAAAGGAUUCUCCGGGAACCAUGAUCCCUAGUGAAGCCCCUUUGCUGCACUCCCAGGUCAAACUUGUGGAUCCUGUAGACAGGAAACCCACUGAGAUUGAGUGGAGAUUUACGGAGGCAGGAGAGCGAGUACGAGUCUCCACAAGAUCAGGAAGAAUUAUCCCCAAACCUGAAUUUCCCAGAGCUGAUGGCAUUGUCCCUGAAACAUGGAUUGAUGGCCCCAAAGACACAUCAGUGGAAGAUGCUAUGGAAAGAACUUAUGUGCCUCGUCUGAAGACACUAGAGGAAGAAGUGAUGGAGGCAAUGGGGAUCCAGGAGACCCGGAAACACAAGAAAGUCUAUUGGUAUUGAGUCUGGGGAAGACAGCUUCUCCGGCUCUUUAUCUUAGCCUUGAAGGCCAAAGCACUAUUUUCAGACACCAAUAAAGUGCCGUUAGUCUUCC